AUGUUGUUUGGAUCCCCGUUGUUGUUUGGAUCCGCCAACGUAGGAUAUAUUCUAGGAAAAAAUCUGGUAGUUUGUCUUCUCGGAGGGUUACUUGCUUAUGUAGUUGGACAAUACUUCGCCGAACUAUCAUCUUUCGCCCAAGAGAAGGAGUUACUACUGAAGGAGUUAGAAGAAGCCUACCUGAUGAACCUAAGUCUUCUCGACGAAAUUGAGACCAGUAGUGAUAAUGAAGAACUGCUAGUCGAAAGGAAUGAAGAUCUGGACAAGGAUUUAGCAGAGGAACAGUUUCGCGUCGAAGAGCUUCUCAAAAUUAUUGAUGAAGAUCAAACGAGGCUGAGCAAAGCCGAGAACAAUAACGAGGAGCUGAUUUCUGAGAAUCUGUUUCUAAGGAAGAAGAAUGGAAAAUUUCAAGAUGUGAUCGUCCAGCGAAAUAAGGAGGUUGACAAGCUAGAGGAACAGCUGAAACUCAAAGGCACAGAAUGUGCAAAGAACGGUAAAGUUAUUCGAGAACUGAGGAAUGAAAUAGUCGAUAACGAGGUAUAUUGUGGCGUUCUCGAAGAAAAGGUGAAAAUUCAGGAAGAAGAAGGAGAGAAAACGAAGCAGCUGGUUUCAGACCUCAAAGAAAACCUACAAGAGUUUCAAGAUGAAGUUAGUUUUCUUCGUGCCAGAAAUUGUGAUCUUCAGAGCAGGCUGGAAAGAAUGGCGCACGAGAAUUUAGGUCUGGAGAGGAAGGUGCAAAUACUUCAAGAUGGAAAUCAACACCUUCAAAAGGAUCUGGCUCUUAAGGAAUCGCAGAUUGUCGCAUCGAUGGAAGCGCUGCACGAUGAAAGGAGGAAAAAUGAGAUCCUGGCAGAAGAGCUGCUAGUGAUGAAAAAGUGGAUCGCAGAAUUAGCAGGAGAAAAGGAAAAAAUAAACGAUUCACUCGUGGAAAAAGAUUGCGACAUUAGCUCAUUAGUUGAAGAUAUGGAAAUAGAGAGAGAGAAGAAUCGCCUUCUGGCUGAAGAACUCCAAGUGCUAAGAAACUGGAUCGCUGAGUUAGCAGGAGAAAAGGAGAAACUGAAAGAGAGAUUGGCAGAAAAGGAAAUGGAAGCAAAUGCGGUUGAAAAAGUCGCAGAACUGCUUGAAACGACGAAAGAAAAAGUGAUAGCACGCGAGAGUACCUUGAAACAGGUACGGGAACGGCUUGGAGAGGCAGAAGAAAAUGAGGAAAUAAAAAGAUCUUCUCCAGAGGAAAAUGAAGAAGAAGACGAUUCGGACAAAGUUAAUGAAGUGGAGUCAGAAGUCACCCAGAACAGUGGAGGAUAUUCUCAGGAAGCAGACGAAAAAGGAGAGUUAGAACUAGAGAACGUAAAUCAGGAGGACGUGGAAGUCAAAGAGGACAAUAAAGAGGAAAGAGUAGAAGUGGAAGAAUGUCCUCAAACUAAUAACGAAGAAAACAAUAAAGUGAACACGAAAAAGACCCGCAACAAGAAGAGAAGAAACAAGAAGAAGAGAAAGCCUCCUGGAGAAGAGGACAGCAGCAGGUUGUGCGUGGUCCAGUCUAUGGUCCUUCAAACGCACAAUGAAAACUUGCACAGUAUCAUGUUACCUGCUGAAUUCCAGGAGCUCCUCCAGAAAAAUGAAAAGGGUCUCGCCUUCGUCAAAUGUAAGAACAAAGUCGUGCUCAACUUCAUGCACCAUGACAAGGCUCAUGUACGAGCUGUGCUUAGCAGAUGUUCCAAAUCUACUGCUGAGGAAGUUCUCGUUGAUCUCCAGAAAUUGCUUCUGAGGAUUCUAAAAUAG
Messenger RNA from Macrobrachium nipponense, 1782 nucleotides. RefSeq names its product troponin T, skeletal muscle-like. The transcript has a single exon. Bases 1 to 1782 code for a protein of 593 amino acids. The record is from RefSeq and is a predicted model, not a curated record. Lineage: Eukaryota; Metazoa; Arthropoda; Malacostraca; Decapoda; Palaemonidae.